Molecule: messenger RNA, 4353 nt
Organism: Labeo rohita (rohu)
Lineage: Eukaryota; Metazoa; Chordata; Actinopteri; Cypriniformes; Cyprinidae
Gene: sema3ga
Product: sema domain, immunoglobulin domain (Ig), short basic domain, secreted, (semaphorin) 3Ga
Exons: 19
Coding region: 644-2899 (751 amino acids)
Biological process (GO): semaphorin-plexin signaling pathway; negative chemotaxis; axon guidance
Molecular function (GO): chemorepellent activity; semaphorin receptor binding
Source: RefSeq, a predicted model, not a curated record
CAAUACAACGGCUUGACAACUGUCUGUCACUCUGUUUGCUGCAGUGAUGUGCGACAGAUGGACAGGAUAGACCACAUAGAUUUCAUGCAGACAAGAUUUAAGAAGGCGGUUCGCUGUGAGCAGAGCUGAGGGGGCUGGACCGUAAAACUUCACCGGCGGAAUAAACCAAAACACCUGCCACCGCGCAGACUUUCAACACACGGAGACGUGCAGCGUGGAGCUUACGUGACAAGAAGACCAACACAUCUUCUGUUUUGUAUUCAAAGUGGCAAACGUUGGAGAUAUUGUCACGAAACCUGCAAAACACAUCUUGACUUUUGUUGCCUUUAUCUCCUCAGCUGUCUAGAUAAGAGCUUAGAAGUAUCCUCGGGAAUUCCGUGCACAAACUGCAACUUUUAUCGCCGAUUUUUUGGACUGACUGACACGCCCCAAAAGUGGGAUUUCAAAAGGCUGGAGCUAUAAAGGCUGUUAUGUUUUUAUGAGAAUCUUUUGGACGGAUUUCAUAAUUUCAAUAAGGCACGAGCUGUGCUCACAGAGACGGUAAGGAAUGUAACGAUAAAAUCUCACCUGCGCCUCAAGACAUCAAAUACACGGAGCAGCAGACUGAAGGAGCCACAAGACCAGCGAAUCAGGUUGCCUGCGAAUGGGUCUAACUAUGAGACUAAUGGAAACGAGACUCCUACUGUUGCUGUGGGCUUUGUUUGUGUUUCAAGUGGCCUGCACACAUCGCUCCGCUCCCAGAGUACACCUGGCUUUUAAAGAACUAAUGGACACUCGAACAGCAAGGCCAUUUAGUUUCUCCUUCAACACCAGUGACUACCGGAUCUUGCAUGUUGACCCAGACCAGGGGCGGUUGUACCUGGGCAGCCGUGAAUAUCUGGUCUCUCUGGACAUGCAAAACAUCAACAAAGAGCCUCUUAUUAUCCACUGGCCGGCUCCAGCUCAAAGAAAGGGAGAGUGUCAGAUGACUGGGAAAGGCAGGCAUGGAGAGUGUGCCAACUUUGUGCGUCUAAUUGAGCCGUGGAACAGGACUCACCUGUACACCUGUGGCACAGGAGCUUAUAAACCCAUCUGCACCUUUAUCAACAGAGGCUGGAGGGCUGAGGAUUAUCUCUUCAGACUGGUUCCUGGAUAUGUGGACUCUGGAAAGGGAAAAUGCUCUUAUGAUCCAAACCAGGAAAAUGUUGCAGCCCUAAUUAAUGGAAACCUGUAUGCUGGAGUGCCGGUGGACUUCAUGAGCACCGAUCCAGGCAUCUUCAGGACCAUGGGGAGCCGCCCAGCUGUGAGAUCGGAGCAGUAUGACUCUAGGUGGCUGAAUGAACCUGUAUUUGUUCACAUGAAACAGAUUCCUGACAGCGCAGAGAAGAAUGACGACAAACUCUAUUUCUUCUUCCGUGAAAAGAGUCUGGACUCCGGGGCAGGAGCGAGUCCAAGUGUGCUGGCCAGAGUGGGCCGCGUGUGCCUGAAUGAUGAGGGCGGACAGAAGUCACUUGUGAACAAAUGGACGACUUUUCUGAAGGCCAGGCUGGUGUGCUCUGUGAUGGGAGAUGAUGGGGUGGAAACCUUCUUUGAUGAACUGAGAGACGUGUUUAUCCAACCCACCCAGGAUGAAAAAAACCCUGUGGUGUAUGGCGUCUUUUCAACCUCUGGCUCUGUGUUUAAAGGCUCAGCCGUGUGUGUCUACUCAAUGGCUGACAUCCGAAAUGUCUUUAACGGCCCUUUCGCCCAUAAACACGGACACAACUACCAAUGGACUACGUACACAGGGAAGAUUCCCUAUCCUCGUCCGGGAACAUGUCCAGGAGGCACAUUCACACCUGGGCUUAAGUCCACAAAAGAGUUCUCAGACGAAGCGGUUAACUUCAUUCGUGCCCAUCCUCUCAUGUACCACCCCGUGUAUCCCAUUCACAAGCGCCCCCUGGUGGUGCGCUCAGGUGUAGACUAUCGCUUUACUACUAUCUCAGUGGAUCAGGUGGAUGCUGUGGAUGGCCGAUAUGAGGUUCUCUUCUUGGGAACAGAUCGUGGUACGGUCCAAAAAGUUAUAGUCCUGCCCAAAGAUCCCACCACAAUGGAAGAGCUCACUUUAGAGGAAGUGGAAGUUUUCAGGACACCUGCUCCUGUCAAAACAAUGUACAUAUCAGCCAAAAGGCAACAACUGUACGCAUCUUCAGAGGCAGGUCUUACCCAGAUGUCCUUGCACCGUUGUGGAGUGUAUGGAAAGGCCUGUUCAGACUGCUGUCUGGCCAGAGACCCCUACUGCGCCUGGGAUGGAGAAAACUGCUCUGCGUUUACACAAGCCACCAAAAGGAGGAGCAGAAGGCAGGAUGUUAAACAUGGUGACCCUUUGCGUCAGUGCCGGGGCUACAAUGCCAAAGUGGAGAGGAGACUGCAGGAGAAAGUUCAGUUCGGCGUGGAGGGUAGCAGCACAUUUCUGGAGUGUGUGCCACGCUCUCCUCAGGCCACUAUCAAAUGGCUCUACCAGAAGGAGGGAAGACGAAAAGUGCUGAAUCGAGAGGGGGAGGUUCUUAAGACUCCUCAGGGGGUCCUUCUGAAAACGCUCACCAAAGCAGAUGCAGGCCUCUACCAUUGCCUGGCCACAGAAAAUAACUUCAAGCACACGCUGGCUCGUGUUUCCUUGCGUAUCUUGGACCGGGACAUCGCCGUAGCCCUCACCACCCCUGAUGAGGAGGAAGAGGCAUCGAGGAGGCAUCACAAAAACCAUCAACAGCACCCUGUACCUCCUACCCCAGCACUCCUGCUGGAGCCUGAAAUGCGUCUGAUUCAGCAGUACUGCCAGUCCUACUGGGAGCAGCUGACGGCCGGGGGAAACUCACAGGCUGACCUCCCCAAACGUGCAUAUCGUAGACACACAGAAGCACUGAAGGCUAGUGGGGAGUGAGGAGGACAGGAAAAGAGUUACCUGUCUGUCAUCUUGUUCCGAGCGGUUCGUGGACUUGCAUAGGUUAGUUCAUGCGAAGUGACACCAAAAAGUAUUUGGACAAUUUUGGACCAUUUGGACAAUUUUGGACCAUUUUUGGACAGUGUUCAAAAUGACAGCCAAAAUGAAAAUGUAUUCAUUUAACUGUACCUGCAUAGGAUAAUUAUUAAACAGUGGCCCCAAAAAGUAUUUAGACACUAUUCCAAACCAAUAGUAUUUUGGAUGCUUAAAAAUACAUUACAGUUUUCAAAAUGAACCUAAUUAAUUAAAUUAAUAUAUUUAUGAACAGUGGCUCCAAAUAGUUUUUAGAGAAAUUACUUAUGAAUUAUUUAUGAAUACAUUUUCAUUCAAAAUAAUUUUUAAAAACGUUUCUUAAACAUUGUCCCCAAAAUAUGUUUUGUAUGGAAGCGCAUUUCUACCACUGAAUAAAAAAUAAAAAGAAGGUAACUGCGACUUUUUAUCUCACAAUUCUUAAUUUUUUUCUUACAAUUGCCUGAUACAAACUCACAAUUCACAAUUGUGACUUUUUUUUCUCAGAAAUGCAAGUUUAUAUCUCACAGUUGUGACUUUGUGAUAUAAACUCACAAUUCUGACUUUAUAACACACAAUUGCAAAUUAUUAAGUCAGAACUGUGAAAUAUAAACUUGCAAUUCUGAGAACAUAUUAGUUUUUACUGAUCAGAAUCGUUUUUACCUUCAGAAUUGGACUUUGUAACUCACAAUUGUGAUUUUAUAUUUUUUUUAAAAAAGUCAGAAUUCAUUGAAAAAAGUCAGCAUUGUAAUAUACAAACUCGCAGUUCUGAAAAAAAUUGCAAUUUUAUCACAUUUAUGAGUUGAUAUCAUGCAAUUCUAAGAAAAAGUCAUUGAAAAACAUGCAAGUUUUUGUCUUGCAAUUCUGACUUCAUAAAUUGCAACUGCUCAAUUCUGAGAGAAAAAAGUCAGAAUUGUGAGAUAAAAAGUGGCAAUUACCUUUUUUAUUCUUUAUUCAGUGGCAGAAACGGGCUUCCAUUAAAUUCCAUUCCAUUAUUAAAUUCAAGAACAUUCACACCAAAAAUAAAAUGUCCAAGUCCUUUUUGGGGUUAUUGUAUGUAAUCAUACAUUCAUUGUUCAUUUGUUCACUGAUCCAAAAUUUAUGUACGUGACCAUUCGUCUGCUGUACUGGGAUUGUAGUCGGUGUUGAUUUAGGACUUACCGUUUCCACUCGCCACAGUAAUUUUCCUGCAUUUCAGUAUUAUAAACCGGUGUAAACUUUUACGAACCUCACAAAUGAAGCUGUAAAUGACCGUCAGGAUUCAGUUAUUACAUACUGGCAUUAAUUAUACUUAAAUACAUCAACCAAUGAACCAUGAAGCACCUUUAAAGAGGAUAUUACCUCACAAGCUUUGAAAACGUUCCACUAUCCUGUCGUCAGAAAAA